UUGAGGGAUAGGUAGGUCGCAGGGUCUGGGGAAGGUGUAUCGCAGUCCAGCGGUGUUCUCUGGAGCUCUGCUUGGCCCAACUCCACCAUCCAGGGUCCCGGAACAGAGAGCGUGCUGGCCCAUCCAGAUCUCGGGUCUCCAGGCCCCUCCUUUGGCCCCGCCUUGUAGGUGUGACAGUUGCCGAAGUCUCAAUGGGGGUUGGAACUUCUAGAUCAAAGCUGGAAUGGCUACCCACUACACUUCAGUGACCUAAGGGCCUCCAACUAGGCCCUUCUAAAAGGUUCUACCUCCCUCUUUCACUGCCCUCUGGGGCUAGACUUUAAUCAUAAAAGUCUGGGUGGGGAGAGACACAAACUAUACUCAAACCCUAGCACUAAGGAAAGCAGGACACAUUGGAAAGGUUUCUUUUCUUUUUUUUUGGUUUUUUAGAGACAGGGUUUCUUUAUGUAGUUUUGGUGCCUGUCCUGGGUCUUGCUCUGUAGACUAGGCUGGUCUUGAACUCACAGAGAUCUGCCUGCCUCUGCCUCCCGAGUACUGGGAUUAAAGGUGUGCGCCACUGCCGCCCGGCCAUUCAAAAGGUUUCUAAUUGUAACAAAAAUUGAAUCAAAAAAUUGAAUUGAGGCUGGGUGCGGUGGCAUAUACCUUUUAACACAGCUCUUGGGGGCAGAGAGGCAGGUAGAUUUCUGUGAGUUCAAGGCUAACCAGAUAUAUAUAGUAAGACCCUGUCUCAAAACAAUAAAAUAAGGGGCUGGAGAGAUAGCUUAGCUGGUUAAGAUCACUGACUGCUCUUCCAGAGGUCCUGAGUUCAGUUCCCAGCAACCACAUGGUGGCUCACAACCAUCUGUAAUGAGAUCUGGUGCCCUCUUCUGGCCUGCAGGUAUACAUGUGGACAGAACACUGUAUACAUAACAAAUAAGUAAAUCUUAAAAAUAAAUAAAAUAGAGCCAGGUAUGGUGGUACAUGCCUGUAAUUCUAGCACUCAGGAUAUGAUAUCUAUGAUAGAUAGAUAGAUAGAUAGAUAGAUAGAUAGAUAGAUAGAUAGAUAGAUAGAUAGAUAGAUGUAUACACCGAGUGUUAUGACAAGAAACUCAGGCCAUGUUUAGGACAACACUGUAGUGUAGGGCAAAGGGGAUUGGAGUGGGGAAGGGUGUAAACAUAUUUCCUCCUCUGGACUCUGCUUGUGCUUAUGGAUGAUACUGGGUUCUGUGGCAGGUUGUCUGAGCCCACGCACACUCACAGAAGUUGUACAAUGUGGUGAUGACUACAGAUGUUUGCUGAUGACUCACUAGCUGAACCUUGGAAGAUGACUGGCUUCCCAGUUCCAAUUGAAAGAGAAAAAGUCAACCGACUAUUUAUUGGGCUGGGCCUUUGGGAAGGAACCAUGUUUGAUACAGAGUAUGUGUUAAGCAGUGUUAACCAGACUGAGUAGUAAACUCUAUGUCAGUUAUGAAUCCAAGGAACUUAUACUGCCCCAGCACCCUUCAACUCCUACUCAAGUUUCAUGACCAAAGAAAGGUCUCCUCCCCCAGGAAGCCUUCCCUGAGGUGGGUGCCCAAACUGGCCCAACAGGUCCUUGGACAUUCUUGAAUCAAAGUACUUAGCAUGCUGAAGUUUGUUUGGAGACAGGGUCUCUCUAUGCCAUCAUCACUGUCUGUGAACUCAUGUAGACCAGGCUGGCCUGGAACUCACAGAGAUCUGCCUGCCUCUGCCUCCCGAGUACUGUGGUUAAAGGCACACCUAGACACUUAGCUUUUUUAAAAAACAGCAUUUCAUAAUGCAGCCUAUGCUGGCCUCUAAGUCAUGACCCUCUCCCACUUGCAGAAUUAUAGGCAUGUGCCACUGCACAUGACUUUCAUGUCACUAUUUUUUAAAAUUGGCAUUUGUAGUGAAAGAUUUCUGUGCUCUAUCUAUGCUGGUUUCUCAUUGUCCAUUCUAUACACUGCCUCUUUUUCUGAAUAUAGGUAUAAUUUUUUGUAUUAUCUUCCUAGUCUUUUUAAUUUUUUUAAAAGUUUAGACAGGGUCUCAACAAGAUAAGGCAAACAUAUACAUAUAAUAAAAAUAUAAAAAUCUUUAAAAAUAAGUAUAAAGUACAUAAACAAUUAGGUAAGCUUAUGGAGAGGUUGAUCAAGACACAUAAAUUAGGAGAUAAAAGAAUCCAUCUAGCUGCGCAGUGGUGGUGCAUGCCUUUAAUCCCAGCACUCAGGAGGCAGAGGCAGGCUUGUGAGUUCAAGGUCAGCCUGGUCUACACAGUGAGUUCCAGGACAGCCAGGGCUAUACAGAGAAACCCUGUCUCAAAACAACAACAACAAUGACAAAAAAGUUCAUCUAAAUUUUCUGUAUUUCAUUUUUUCAAGCUAUUUAUGUUCAAUAUACAAUUUUCAUUUGUUAUUUAGGAAGGUCUUUAUUGUAAAAAUAAUUCUUUUGUCUGAUAGCAAACAACAGCUACAAUAAUUAUUCUGGAUCUCCAAACUGGAUGAAUUGUAUUUCAUGAGACAAUUCCUUCUGCAUUUCUGGGGUAAUGUCCUAAUACUCCUGCAGUGUCUGUUGGAUUCUGACACAUCAGCAGACCUGAUGUCUACUUCCUUUAGAAAGCUGUGAAGUCAGAGAAGAGCUGGAUAGCUCUGCUGAUCCCAAAGCUUCUGAGGCUCCAAGUUUAGCAUUGUCUCUUCUGCCAGAGAACCUUAUUAAUGUAGCAUGUGGCUUUAUUACCUGAAUGUCCCUGCUGCUGGACACCAUCUUGCUGCCUAUUGCCUAUGUUACUGUAUUUUGAUGGUUGGGUUUCUUGACUAUCUCUUCCACUGGACCUGACCAGGAUCAUGGAUCGUCCCACAAGCACCAUGGCCCUUGUCUGCCACUGCCUAGUGGGCUGAUACACUUGUACACAUACUACCAGGUGAAGACAGCUGACCUUCAGAGUGGGAAGAGGUCCUACUGGAGACAUGAAGAGCUGUCUUGAGGAUAGGUGCUAAUAGGUGUGGUCAGUUCUCCAGCACCCCCUGUCUCAGCAAUCCUCCUGCCUCAGUCUCCUGAGUAUUGUGAUUAUAAGUGUUUCACCUCAUUAGGGCACCUUCUCAACUCACAAGGUGCACCUGUUUAACCUUUUUCAGGCAAAAUCUCCAGUAACAGAGGCUGACGAAAAGAUCUGGGAGCUGGGCAGUGGUGGCACACCCCUUUAAUCCCAGCACUCCGGAGGCAGAGGCAGAUGGAUCUUUCUGAGUUCGAGGCCAGCCCGGUCUACAGAGCAAGUUCCAGUACAGCUAGGGCUACACAGAGAAACCUUGUCUCAAAAAAACCCAAUAAAUCCAUAAGACCCGGGAAAGCACCUCAUGGACACUUCAUGCAGUGCUGUUCUUGGGCUCCAAGUGAUGCAGCUAGGAUAUGGCCUGCUUUCUUCUCCCUGUCACUCCAGAGAAGACCAAGUCCUGAAGUGGGGCACCAAACUUCCAGAUCAGCUUCCAAACAGGUCUCAAUGCCAGGCCUACUCAGCGACAGCCUCAUCGACUGCCUACUCAGUGACUGCUUACACUACUCUCAGGGGAGAAGAAAGGGUUGAUCCUUGCUGCCCUAAAGGGUGAGUUCAGGGACUAUUUCUCAAGGGGCUUUCCCCAGCUCCUCAUGCCCCCAACCUGGGAAGGAGAAAGUAGACUCUGAGCUCUGAGGACUGUACCAAGUCACCUGCAGGAGAACACAAUGCCAGACCCCAGAUACCAGUGUCUGUCUGUGAACAGGCUUGCUAUAGGCCCAUCCUCUGCAGAGUACCUCCUUCCCAAACACUAAUUGAUGUGGACUCUGGAUGAAGGCUGCCAGAGGGCAGUCUGUUGUUUUCACUCCUGGUGCUAAGAUUUCCUCAGGCAACUACCUGAUCAGGAGAGUGCAUAUGGACUGGGCUAUAUAUCCUGACAGUUCUUCCAUCUUUUCUCAUUGCCUUGUGCACUGGGGUCUCCAAGAUGAUUUAACCUGUAUUCCUUUUCUAAAUGGGCAUAUGGGUGAUUUUUUAAAAAAGCCCACCAAGGGGCUAGAGAGUUGUCUCAGAGGUUAAGAACAUUUGAUGCUUUUGCAGAGUACCCAGAUUCAGUUCCAAUCACCUACAUGGUGAUUCACAACUAUCCUCAACUCUAGGUCCAGGGGAUCCAAAAACCCUCUUCUGACCUCCUUGGGCACCAGGCAUGCACGUGAUGCACAUACAUACAUACAUACAUACAGGCAAAAACAACAUCAAAAGUCCCACCAAGUGUGGUGGCGAAUGCCUUUAAUCCCAACACUUAAGAGGUAGAGGCAGGUGUUUUUCUGUAAGUUGGAGGCCAGCCCUGUCUCAAACCCAAACCAAACCAAACAAACAAACAAAGGGUCCCAUGGGUCCUGCUCCAUCCACAAAUGGGCAGCCCUCACCAUGUCCUCAAGCUGAUGAGACCAGGCGUGGGCAGAGACCUGACAACACAGGGCGGAAGGGAGCUGCCAUUAACACUAAUGAAGCAGGCGGGCUGAAAGCUUUUUACUCUGAAGCUGUGUGCCCACCCAGGGAACAGUGCGUUCUGUUCCCUUGGUUUACAGGAACCCUAAGUGGAAAGGGACUUGGGGACAGGAACAAGAGUGGGGGGUCUUAAAGAAGGGGAAGAGGAGGUAGAGCUGGAGGGCUUGGUUUUAGCUGGGAGAGCUUUUUUGACCUGUCUUCCUAAGAAACCUGGGGUCUAGUUUUUUACUCUCCUCCUGCCUGGCGACACUCACUGGCCCUUUGGUGCCUUUGACCAAAGUUCCUGGAAGCGAAGGAAACAACAUGCCAUGAAGAGGCUAAGUGAACAUCUGUGGGGCCAGAAAUUAAAUUAAGAUCACCGGCCGCCUGCCUCAUUAUUGCUAAUGGUUCUAGCCUGACCCACCCCUAGUUUCUGGUCUUAUGGAAAUUUUGGGGUCUGGACACCCUAUCUUGUUCCCAAAGUCUAAUUGGUUCCUGGAGGCUUAUGCCAAAUUGGAUAGUCACUUCUCCCAGUGGUUCAGGUUCGAGGGAGAAAGCCCAACUGUGUCCCCGUUUUCCAGGGAGGGCCCCUCAUGCCCUGGCUGCAGGAAGCAGUCACGUGUGGGCCCUUUAUUAGACCCUGCCAUAUAAGCUCAGGACACCAGUGGCCAGGAGCUCUCUAGGCAAGGAUCGGCAAGCAAAGGUAAGUGCAAAGGCUAGACAGGAAUGCUAACUUUCUGGGGUUAGUUCUCUCGGCAUUUGUAGGGUAUGCUGAGGAUGAGGAGAGACUAAAUGGGGGGUUUUCCUGCCGAGCCAGGUCAUGCUGACUGUAAUGCUGCUGAGUUCUGCCCUGCUUCUGGCACUGCCUCCCACGCUGGGGGUCCAGAUGGGCUUGGCACCCUUGGAAGGCAUCAGAAGGCCUGACCAGGCCCUGUUCCCAGAGUUCCCAGGUCUAAGUCUGAAAGGCCCGAAGAGGACAACUGCAGACCGAACAGAAGAGGCCCUGCUGAGGAAGGCAGAAGCUCUGGCGGAGGUGCUAGAUCCUCAGAAUCGCGAGUCUCGUUCUCCGCGUCGCUGUGUAAGGCUGCACGAGUCCUGCCUGGGACAGCAAGUAUCUUGCUGCGACCCGUGCGCCACGUGCUACUGCCGCUUCUUCAAUGCCUUUUGCUACUGCCGCAAGCUGGGUACUACUACGAAUCUCUGCAGCCGCACCUAACCAAUGGAUGUUGGGCAAAGGCAGGGACGCGAAUAAAGGAUGGGACCAAUCCUAAAGCUGUGGUUAUUUUCAAUGUGGCUGUCGAAGGGUCGGUGGGCGCACCGAAGGGUAGGGGGCGUCGUUAUGCCGGAACUGCAUACACUAUAACCUCAGGGUCUAGGUUACUCCAUCUUCUGAGUCACGGAUCCCGGCGAUUUUUACGGCACCAGGCCACUGUUGGGGGGAAAGCAGGAGGCCACACACGCCAGCCCCAGAGAAUCUAGUGCAACAAAUGCAGGGAAGGCGGGCGCAGCUUAGCUUAUGGGGAGUAAAGUCUAGCUAGUGGCUAAACAUUGGUUUCAAAACCCUCCCUUCUCUGGACCUCGGUUUCCGUCUGGUUAGGAGACGGUCGCCGCAGCGUAAGGAACAGCACACAGGUUCACCUUGACCUGGUUGGCCCCAACAGAGCCAGACAGAAGCGCCUAACUCGGGAAAACUAAAUUGAGGGCCCCGCUCUAAUCCUGCGGGUAUUAGCACCACCACGCGGUCGACUUCCGCCAUCGCCGUUGCUUUGCUCUCGGCUGGGCGCCCAAGGCCCGCCUCGCCUUAGUGCGCAGGCGCCCGGAGGGCGGCUC
Molecule: messenger RNA, 6280 nt
Organism: Peromyscus californicus insignis
Lineage: Eukaryota; Metazoa; Chordata; Mammalia; Rodentia; Cricetidae
Gene: Agrp
Product: agouti related neuropeptide
Exons: 3
Coding region: 5271-5666 (131 amino acids)
Biological process (GO): positive regulation of feeding behavior; adult feeding behavior; hormone-mediated signaling pathway
Cellular component (GO): extracellular region
Molecular function (GO): neuropeptide hormone activity; type 1 melanocortin receptor binding
Source: RefSeq, a predicted model, not a curated record